AUGGUACAAGGGGUCCCCGAUGCCGACAGUCCAGCAGAAUGCGACUGGACGAUACUGCAGUUGUUUCAAUAUGCGCCGGCGAUCAUACUGACACUGCUUAUCCUGGAGUAUGUGUCGCACUUGGACACAGAGAUCGCGUGUAUAUGGAGACGCCCCUUCACGCACGUUAAGCUGCUAUACGUCGUCGCGCGGUAUGUCGGGCUCGCGUCUGCAAUAGCCAGCGAAGCUUGGAUUUCACAUUCCUUACGCCCGACGAGUGUACCUUGGGAUACCGGUUCUUGUAAGACGUGGCUUUUGAUCCACGUCUACACUGCACACAUCAUGCACCUGAUACUUCUACUGCACGUCUCGUCUCGUGUGUACGCGUUAUUUGUCUUCGAUAAGUACAUACGGUACACCUUGACCUUCCUGGUCCUCCUGGACUUCAUCACGGCGCUAUGCAUAACGACCAUAAGCGUCCGUGCCACCACCUUUACCGGCUCCUGCGAGCCACACUCGCCCUCUACUGUGCAGUAUUACGCCAUUGGGAGCGGUGCCGCGCAGCUCGGAAUGUUUGCUCUGACGUUGUACAAGCGAUGGUCGCUGCAUGCGAAAGCCUCGAGCGGUGUCGUCAAUGUCGUCACCCGCGAUGGAGGAUGGACGUUCGGCGUAAUAGCCACUUGCUUGGCGGUGCUAGCCAGCAAUGGGCACUCCGUCGACGUAUCUAGCAAAAGGUUUCUUUGCGCGCUAGUUGUGUUCUGCACACCUCCAGCUUUCUCCUGUGUGGUACUUUUCCACCGUGCUACAGUGUCCGAUCAUUGUUGCUGAUGACUCGACAGAUCUGUCGCCUCGUUCUUAACGUCCAGAGCUUACAUGUCCUUCAUGAGACCAGCAGUGAGGCUGAGCCCAACGGUGUCGAGCUCACAUCCGCCUUCACCAUAGAUGGAAUGGAUACGAUAUCCAAGGGUGCAUCCCUUCAGGUCCCCGCAAACGAACGUCACCCCAGUGUACAAUAACCCUACUGCGGACGUCGACGCUGACGCUACGCUCCUCGCCCCGCGCUCGUCGAUGUCACUGUUCUGUAUCAUAUCGCUCUCCUAUCUAUUAUCUAGCAGUAUCGCGAUAGAGCCUGCAAAUGAACGGGGCAGUAUAGAACGGCUA
Schizophyllum commune H4-8 is the source of this 1140-nucleotide messenger RNA. RefSeq lists its product as uncharacterized. The record is from RefSeq and is a predicted model, not a curated record. Lineage: Eukaryota; Fungi; Basidiomycota; Agaricomycetes; Agaricales; Schizophyllaceae. Bases 1 to 807 code for a protein of 268 amino acids. The transcript is spliced from 9 exons.